This is a messenger RNA of Rhipicephalus sanguineus (brown dog tick), 2047 nucleotides long. RefSeq names its product zinc finger protein 782-like. Gene Ontology annotation, molecular function: RNA polymerase II cis-regulatory region sequence-specific DNA binding; DNA-binding transcription factor activity. Lineage: Eukaryota; Metazoa; Arthropoda; Arachnida; Ixodida; Ixodidae. The coding region runs from base 1 to 1101 and encodes 366 amino acids. Gene Ontology annotation, biological process: regulation of transcription by RNA polymerase II. The transcript is spliced from 3 exons. The record is from RefSeq and is a predicted model, not a curated record.
AUGAAAGAUGGAAGCGAUGAAAAAUUCUUCAACACUCCUUCAAGACAAGAUGUCGCUGGAGCCAACGUUCCAACCAGUGGUCAUGUCUUGAAGGAAGCAACUGAAGGCUGCCUAGAAGGAGUUGAAAAGCAAUGCUUGAUUGGCCUGCCUUGUUUUGUUUGUGCAGCUUCAGGGUCUUUCAUCCCUCCUGAAACUACAGAUGCCAACAAGUCUCAUCGGGGAUGCCGUCACCACUGUGAUUUCUGUGACUACGAGACUGAUAAGCGGUCUAACCUGACAGGACACAGGAGGGUUCAUACGGGCGAGUGUCCAUUUAACUGCCACCUGUGCCCCCAGAGUUUCUCACAGAAGUCUUCACUGAGCAUGCAUGUGCACACCCACACUGGUGAACGACCAUAUAAAUGCCACCUGUGCCCCCAAAGCUUCUCGCAUAUGAGCACCCGGAAGAAUCAUGUGCUCACUCACACAGGUUACCGGCCAUAUCAGUGCACUUCAAGCCUCCAGGCGUUUUCGCGUCGUGGAAACCUCAAAGCACACCUGCACUGCCAAGUAAAGAUCCUAGAAUUUAAAUUUGCUUUCUAUUCCAAUGAAAAGCAAUACCUUUCUUGUUUUCUUUGUGCAGCUUUGGGGUCUUCCAUCCCUCCGGCAACUAUAGAUGCUGAGAAAUCGCAUCGGGGACUCCGUCACCACUGCAACUUGUGUGACUACAAGACUGAUAGGCCUUGUAACAUAAUACGGCACAUGAGGGUUCAUACGGGCGAGCGGCCGUUUAAAUGCCACCUGUGCCCCGCAGGCUUCUCACUAAAGGCCACAUUGGACGGUCACCUGUGCACCCACACGGGCAAGCGACCAUUUAAAUGCCACCUGUGCCCCCAACACUUCUCACUAAGGACCACAUUAGACAGUCACAUGCUUACCCACACAGGCGAGCGACCGCAUAAGUGCCACCUGUGCCCCCAAAGCUUCUCACAGAAGUCGACACUGAACAAGCAUGUGCGCAUACACACUGGCGAGAGGCCAUAUCAAUGCCCUUCAUGCCCCCAGAGGUUUAGGCAGGGGGUACACCUCAGAAAACACCUGCUUCUGCAUAAACGCCAGUGAACAUUUCAAUACAAUUUCUACUGCACAAGAUUUUUACAAGCAUUUCAUUCGGUCGUGUGGUGCAGCCAGAAAACUGCACUUAGCUAUGAUGUCACUGAGCGAUGCCAAGAUAAGCUUAGCCAAGCCUACCCCUGGCUAUUAUGUCACCUCGCGAAGCCAAGUUAAGCUUAGUCAGGACUGUUAGGCCUGGCUGAGCUGAAUUAUGCCUUGUUCAUUUGAGUCAAGACUAAUUAAGCUACCUUGUGCCUGGUUGAGCUAAGCCUAAUUGAGCCAUAUCUAAUUAUGCCUAAUUGUGCUAAGCCUAACAUGGAGAAAGAAAGCAUAGCAUAGCCAUGUGUAGUGUAGUAUAGCAAGGGGGUGGGAAAGGGAAGUAAUGGUGAGGAGAAAUAAAUGAGGAGGGGAGAGGGUAAAACAUAUAGCCAUGUAUACUACAGUACAGCAAGGGGUGGGAAAGGGAAAUAAAGGUGAGGAGGAAAGGACAAGGCCGCCAGCUCCGCUCUUCCCACAGUCUUCACACCACUAGCGUAUAGAUGCCACAAUUUUUCUUUUUUGAUAAAGGCACAUUUUAUACAAGUUAUCCUAGAGCACCAUAACAUUGCUGGUGUAUGUAGCACACCAUUGAAGCUUAUUGUCACUAGAGUGUCUGUAUGCAUGUAGUAGAAUGAGUGAGAAUGUUUCAUUAUUUCUUUAUGCUUUGUUACAAUGUUCUUCACUAACCAUUUGAAUAUUCUCUAUGUUAUAAUAAGGUCAGCGAAAAACCCUUGUAUUUUUAUUGAUGAGUGACUAUGCACUGUUAUUCCACCAAGCUGUGUAUGUGUACAUUUUGUACUAAUUUUGGGAAUCUGAAUUGAGAAAGGCUCUACUGGGGAGGGAGAAGGAAAACGCAAGAUGUUGCAAUGGGGUUAAUUAACAGGAUGUUCCAGCUUAACCUAAAAAAAAUUUCCGU